AUGAAGACAGUCGCGUUCCUUGCCUCGGCGCUCGUGGCGGCCGCGUGGACGAGCGUCCGUGGCAGCUCGCCCGACCUCCAUGAGAUGGCCGCCGUCAAGGACAUGACGGCCUUCGUGCAGUACAUGGCCGAGUAUGAGAAGCCGUACCGGGUCCAUGGCGACGACCACCCGCUCCUCGCCAAGCGCUUCAAGGCCUUCCGCACCAACCUCCGCCGCAUUGAGGAGCACAACGAGCGCUACGAUGCUGGCGAGGUCACGUUCACGCUGGGCUUGAACGAGCUGGCCGAUUUGACGGACGAAGAGUACAAGAGCCGUCUUGGGUACAAGCGCACGAACAAGCGCGGCCAAGCCGCAUUUACGCACACGGCGGACGAGUUCUCGCCCGAGGCUUGGGACUGGCGCGAGCACAACGUUGUUACGCCCGUCAAGAACCAGGGCAUGUGCGGGUCGUGCUGGGCCUUCUCGGCCGUCGCGGCCAUGGAGAGCGUCUAUGCACUUGCCACGGGCAAGCUCGAGUCGUUCUCAGAGCAGGAGCUCGUCGACUGCUGCGAUGGCGGUACCGCUACGUGCAACCGCGGUGGUGAAAUGAGCCACGGCUUCACCGAGAUCAUCGAGAACCAUGGCGGCAAGAUCGACCCCGAGUCGGUGUACCCGUACACGAUGCAGUCCAAGGGCGUGUGCCUCGCCAAGGACGACCAAGCGAUCGGCCACUUUACGGCGUACGCCAACGUCACGUCGGGUGACGAGGACGCGCUCAAGUCGGCGGCCUCGAGCUCGGGUGUCAUCUCGGUCGCCAUUGACGCGUCGAGCUUCAUGUUCCAGCUGUACCGGCACGGCGUCUUUUCGUGGCCGCUUUGCAAGAAUAAGGACGAUGAGCUCGACCAUGGCGUCGCCGUCGCUGGCUACGGCAACUACAAGGGCAAGGACUUUUGGCUCAACAACCAGUGCGGCAUCGCGACCGACGCGUCGUACCCGAUCAUGCCCAAGGCGUCCCAGAUCAAGGACGCGACGCCGUCGCGCAUCGUCGACGACAGCCUGCUGGCGCUCCAGUAA
Molecule: messenger RNA, 1053 nt
Organism: Saprolegnia parasitica CBS 223.65
Lineage: Eukaryota; Oomycota; Saprolegniomycetes; Saprolegniales; Saprolegniaceae
Exons: 3
Coding region: 1-1053 (350 amino acids)
Cellular component (GO): lysosome
Molecular function (GO): cysteine-type endopeptidase activity
Source: RefSeq, a predicted model, not a curated record